AGUAUUCACACGGUCAUCAAGUCUCAAGGUCCAUUGUACAGUCCAUACAGGGGAGAAACACUUUAAGUGUACAGUUUGCCAUAAAGCUUUCGCAACAUCUACAAGGCUACUAAUGCAUCAGAUGAUUCAUACAGGAGAGAAGCUGUUCACAUGCAACGUGUGCAGCAAAUCAUUCUUAAACUCAUCUGACUUUCGUGUACACCAACGUUUUCACACAGGCGAGAAACCAUUCUCUUGCGAGCUGUGUAACCAGUCUUUCUCAGGCUUAUCAACCCUCCGCAGACACCAGCAGAUUCACAAAGGGGAAAAACCGUUCAUUUGUGAGUUGUGCAAUAAAUCAUUUUCACGGUUAACAAACCUGCAGAUCCACCAUCGCAUUCACACGGGGGAGAAACCAUUUACGUGUGAAGUCUGUGAUAAAUCAUUCUCGCGCUCAGGAACCCUGCGCAAACAUCAACUUAUUCACACGGGCAAGAAACCCUUCCCAUGCGAACUAUGUGACAAAUCAUUCUUGCAGUUAACCAGUCUCCAGAUCCAUCAACGCAUUCACACUGGGGAGAAACCAUUCACAUGUGAAGUAUGUGACAAAUCAUUCUCUGACUCAUCAACCCUCCGUAAACAUCAACGCAUUCACACGGGGGAGAAGCCGUUCACAUGUGAGGUGUGUGACAAAUCAUUCUCGGUUUCAUCAACUCUCCGUGUACAUGAACGCAUUCACACAGGGCAGAAGCCAUUGAAGUGUGAGGUGUGUGACAGAUUAUUUUCAGUUUCGGCGACCCUCCGCAGGCAUCAACACAUUCACACAGGGAAGAAAUUAUUCAGGUGUGAGGUUUGCAAUAAAGCUUUUGUAACAUCAACAAAGCUGCUAAUACAUCAGAGGAUCCACACAGGGGAGAAACCAUUCAGGUGUAAAGUGUGUGACAAGUCAUUCUUGUGGCCCUCGAACCUCCAUCGACACCAAUGCAUUCAUACAAGGGAGAAACCAUUCAAAUGCAAGGUGUGCAACAAAGCCUUCACACAGUCAUCGAGCCUCAUGGUCCAUCAGACAAUUCACACAGGGGAGAAACUCUUCAGGUGUGAGGUGUGUGUUAAAUCAUUCUCACGAUUAUCGAACCUCCGCCGACACCAGCGCAUUCACACAGGGGAGAAACCAUUCAAGUGCGAGAUCUGCAACCGAGCUUUUGCAAAAUCAUCAAGACUCAUGAAUCACCAACGCAUUCAUACAGGGGAGAAGCCAUUCAAGUGUGAGGUCUGCAACCGAGCUUUCGCACAGUCAUCAACGCUAGUAAAUCACCGGCGUACUCAUACUGGGGAGAAGCCAUAUGUGUGCGAGGUGUGUGACAAGGCAUUCUCACAGCCAUCAAACCUCCGUGUACAUCAACGUAUUCACACAGGGGUGAAACCAUUUACAUGCGAGGUAUGUCACAAAUCAUUUUCAAUGUCAGCAAAUCUCCGUUUACACCAACGCAUUCACACAGGAGAGAAACCAUACACAUGCAACGUGUGUAUGAAAUCAUUCUUGAAUCCAGUACAUCUCUGCAUACACCAGCGCAUUCAUACAGGAGAGAGACCAUUUGCAUGUGAGGUGUGUGACAAAUCUUUCUCUCAAUCAUCAAGCCUCCGUGUUCACCAACGCAUUCACACAGGGGAGAAGCCAUUUGCAUGUGGUGUUUGUGACAAGUCGUUCUCACAGUUAUCAAGUCUUCAUGUACACCAACGCGUUCACACAGGGGAGAAGCCUUUCACAUGUGAGGUAUGUGACAAAUCAUUCUCACAGACAUCGAGUCUCCGUGUUCAUCAACGCAUUCACACAGGGGAGAAGCCAUUCAGGUGUGAGGUGUGCAAGAAAUCGUUCUCAAGCUCAUCGAACCUCCUGCUCCACCAGAAGAUUCACACAGGAGAGAAACCCUUCACAUGCAAAGUUUGUGACAAAUCAUUCUCAGGAUCAUCAAAACUUCUGCUGCAUCAAAGGAUUCACAUCGGGGAAAAACCAUUCAGGUGUGAGGUCUGUGCCAAGUCAUUCUCACAGUCAUCAAUCCUCCGCAUUCACCAUCGCAUUCACACUGGGGAGAAACCGUUCAAGUGUAAUGUGUGUAACAAAUCGUUCUCUCAGUCAUCAGCUCUCCGGACACACCAACGCAUACAUACAGGUGAGAAACCAUUCAUAUGCAAUGUGUGCAACAAACCAUUCUCCAGGUCGUCAAGCCUCCUGCUCCACCAGAGGACCCACACAGGAGUAAUCUUUCCGGUGUGAAGUUUACCGUAACGAUUUUGCAACAUCUAUCUUCAAGCAGCUGGAAAAGCCACAAGAUUUACACGAGAAAGAAACGCUUCAGGUGUGAUCUUUGUAGCAAGGUUUUCACUCAGCCAUUCAAGUCCAUCAAAGCAUGAACAGAGGGGAGAAAUGCUGUUAGUGUGAGGUCUGUAAUAAAAGCAUUACAUAAUUGUUGGACUUCCUGAAACAUCAUCAAACCCAUAGGGGCGUAGUCAACUUCUUAUUAAGAUGUCACUAGUGUAAAAAUCUGAAAAAGCUGAAUGCACAGAAUGUUCAGUAGGACAGAACAAGAAGCAGCUUUCACUCCCAUCAAACACCUAGUGAUGACAUCACCAGUGUUGAGGGAUUAUGAUGUCAGCAAUGGAGCCACCCUGCAGUGUGAUGUCAGUGACACAGGACUUGGAGUAAUCCCCAUGCAGUGAGGACACCCGUUGUGUUUGUAUCCAGAGUGUUAACAUAAAUUGAACACUACUGUACACAGUUUGAGAAAGAGACCCUGGAUGUUAUCUUUGAUUAUGUGGACUCACUCAGUACCCUUUAGGGAGAGAAAGUGACAGUAGAAUCUGACCACAAACCAUUUCAAAGCAUCUUUGCCAACCAUUUCAGUCUUUGCAAAGCUUUUCAAAAAGGAUAUUACUUGAUUUGUAGAGAUAUCACUCUGCAGCGAAGUACAAGAAACAGAAACAUUGCUGACAAGCUGUUGAGAGCUGCAUUCCCUUUGAAGGAAAUUGAUUCUCUUUGAUGGAAGUACACAGUUUGAAAUCUUCCAGAUUCAGUAAGCACCAACAACACAAGAUAACAUAAAUCUGUCAAGGACACUCCUGUGACAGUUAGACAGUAUUGGACAAAGAAAGUUGAUUGUCCAAGUUGUCAUCUGUGCAUAGGGAACAGGGUCAUUAUCCCUGAAGAGAUGGGGAAAGAGAUGCUGAAGCAUAAACCACACAAACCAUUGGGAAUUGAGUCUCAUCUGAAUAAGGUAAGGGAGGUGAUCUACUGCCUAAACAUGAGCAAUGAGAUGAAAAACUACAUCAGCUAAUGUAGUGCUUAUAAUGAACAUCAAACUAAACAAGAUAAAGAGUUACCCAUUGCUCAUGACAUCCCAGACAGUUCAUGGAUAAAGCUUGGAAUAGACCUUUUUAUUUUCACUUGAACUGAUUAUCUUAUCACAAUCGAAUAAUAUUCAGGCGGCAAGGAGUUAGAGCAGCUGAUUUUAUGGAUUCCUAGUGAGACUAUAGAAUGUCUGAAAGCACACUUCAGUCAUCUUGAAAUCCCUGAUAAUGACAUCAAUUCCUGAACGAAGAAUUCAGAUACUUCAUGGAUGGGAAAUUCAGCAACACCUAUUGUCUCCACAUUAUCCCAAGUCAAAUGGAAAGGGUGAGGAAUUGGUGAAAAUUGACAAAUGCAUCAUCAAAAUCUAGCACAGAUGUGUACAGUGUGAUCUUAGAGCAGAGAAUCACAGAUACUGAGGUUUUCUGGGCCAGUGACUGUUGUAGCACCACUCCAAACUACACUUCCUAAAGUAAAGUAAUACCAAAGCCAGAAAUUGUGCUAUAAGUGAACUGGGAAGAAUAGAAUAGAAUAGCCUUUAUUAUCACAUAUACUCAACAAGAAUGGUGAAAAGUUUAUAUGUUGCCAAUUACAGCAUUGACUUAGAUACAGAAGUACCUAGGCACAGCUUCUUUCGUUACCAGAUUUGUUACAGAAAUAAAAUGUCCAGUUCAGUAAACCAGACCACACUUCCAGUCCACCGCUCUACACCAUGCCAACGACAUGCUGGGAGGCCAUUGCGCCAGGUCGAGAAGUCAUCAUGCCAACGCCAGGAGGCCCCAAUGGGAGGAGGCCGCUGCGUCAAGCCGAGAGGUCACCACAGCACACUGGGAGGUUGCUGCAAGAGGCUAGGAGGUUGCCACGCCAUUUCGGGAAGCAACUGCACCAGGCCAGGAGUCGUUGCCAGAGGCCAGGAAUUGUUGCUAGAGGCUGGGGAUUGUCACUGACAAGUGGCUGGGGAUCGUCACUUGCCAGAGGUUGGGGAUUGUCACCAAAGGCCAGGGAUCGUUGCCCCUUGCUGGAGGCCGAAGUCAUUGUCAAAGGCCCAAAGUUGAAGGCAAGAAGAAGAAGAAGAGAAAAAAGGAGGAUGAAAAAGAGAAAAAAGCAAUGAAGAAGAGCGGGCAGAGAAAUGAGCUCCGGUUGGAGCUCCUAAUCCAUCACCAUCUUACACUGAUAAUUGUUCUUCACUGUGAAACAAGUGAUCCCUAAACACAAAAUCUCAACAAGAUCACCAAGAUGACCAAUUUCCCUGACUGACUGCUUUUCAGGACAAAACAAUCCCACGAGUUUCAUCAUGAACAUGAAAUUCUUGUGACACACUCAACUUUAACAAAAGGCAGGAGAAAGAAAAGUAUUCUUAAUCUAUGACUGUGCAUCUUAGUGAUAGUUCUUCAACAUCAAAAGUACAUACGUACGUAUACACACACACACACACACACACACACACACACACACACACACACACACACACACACACACACACACACAUACACCCGGAGAAAAAAGACAAACCUGUGGAACAUAAGUAUGGAAAAUAUAGACUAGAUAAGUGCAAUUCUUUAAAUCAAAAGUCCAAAUUUCAAAGGCAUAUUAAAUUGUCUUUUAUUAAACUUUUAGCACUGAUUACACGGUUGUCCAUAGGGCGAUGGCUGUUACUUGAUUCGAAAAUUGAUUUUAGUCUUUUCUUGUUAGAAGUAUUUCUUUCAAGCUUUAUUACUUUCUUGUUUCUCCCUACAUGAAGAAACAGCUAGGGAGAGAUGGAUGAUUUCUGUUUGCAGGUUCUGGAUGUUUCACUCUGCUGCCCUGACAUUUACAGCUUUUUAAUACUGCAUCUCAAACAAUCAAAGGACUGUCAUCAGGUAGCAGUCCUUCACUCAAAAGUAUACUCGGUGCCACUCAGUCUUGAACCAACUCCAUCACUGUUACAAAAAGCAGUGUCUUGCACGGCUCCAAAUUAUGCCAAAAUAAUUAAUUUGAUUUUCAAGUUUCAAACCCUUGUAUUUCAGUUACAUAAUUUCCCAACUUCCAUUUCAGUUUCUAGUCCCAAAAAAGAAAACUCUGAAGUCUCUUACAGUAGUAAUGCAACAGUGACAACAGCAAAGUGAAACGGCAAUCAAAGCUAAAUUUCAGUUUUACAAUGCUUUGGCCGCACUAUCAGAACUGAGUUGGAGAGCCAGGGUGCAAGCAUUACAUAUUUUUAACAAAUGUCAGCCCAUCUGCUAACUAUAGAUCCAUGUAGAGAAGUUGUCAAAAAGAUACAGUACAAGUGAAAGACCAGAUCUUUUGUUGCAAACACAGACAUCUACCUUCUGUUGUGAACAGUUAUGGGCCUUUUAUCUAAGCAGGGAUUUGCUGGCAUUGGAAGGGGUUGAGAGGAACUUUACAGAAUGAUCCUGAGGAUGAAGGGCUUAUCAUAUGAGGAGGUUAUUCAGUUUCAUCAAGGUGACUAACUGUUUAUCAAUAUCCUUGCAAACUCAUAUCUGCUACAACUCCUCAUGCAGGAAUGGAAUGUGUCAUGAAUGCAGCUCCUAACAUAAUAACAAAAACUAAAAUUGUUGCCAGUCAUUUGAUAGCAGUGACAGGAAAUCCUCAAAUAAUCAAUUGUGGAACUCUGAGAGACUUGCAGGGUAAAAGAGCUGGAAUUAGGACUGUUUUAUGAACAGCUAUGUAACAUAUCCACCUGGGACUGCAGUAAUGAUUUUAAAGUCCAUAUAUUAUUCCAGCCAAAUCGCGGUGAGAUGCUUAAAUAAGUGGAUCCACAAAACUUCCCAAAUGCAGUAAGAUCUGAUCUACAAGACAAAAACAUAUCUGAUUGAACUACCCUUGUUUUGUUCAAUCAAAAGAGGAGAGACAAAAAUUGGUGACCACAUUUUAGAUACACGGGAAUGAAAUAUACAACAAAACUGAACCAAUUUAACAGCAAAUUCUACUUGGAAGGCAUCACUUGAUAAUGCUAUCAUUUGAUAAAAUUAUAUUAACAAAUUAAUUCACAAGCAGAUUUCCAGUGGCAAAGGCUCAUAGGCACUGAGAGAUAUGUGCAGGAAACCUUUAAGCAUUCAGGGAUGACUUUCUAGCCUUCUUGUAGGAGCUAUUGCAACAAAUUGUCUGGAUUGUAUUGCUGGUCAUAAAAUACUGUAAAGUCUGACUGUUUUAUCCUAAACUCUUAUCUGUGUUGUAUAACAUAAUGGUUCUGAAAGAGUUAAUGUAUGAACUACACGAAAGUUCUACCAGACUAACAAUAUAUACGUAGUUUCUGGGUGAAAAGUCAAGCAGCAGUGAGAAUUGGGCAACUUCUCCUGAUGGAGAAACAUAUCUUCUCUACCUCGUGUUUUGAGUCAGAUUUAAUAUAACCUGUUACAGUUACUGAAGUACAAUAAAGUACACACUGAAACAAGAA
Stegostoma tigrinum is the source of this 6719-nucleotide messenger RNA. Its product is annotated as zinc finger protein 271-like. Gene Ontology annotation, molecular function: RNA polymerase II cis-regulatory region sequence-specific DNA binding; DNA-binding transcription factor activity, RNA polymerase II-specific. The transcript has 2 exons. NCBI's taxonomy places the organism in Eukaryota, Metazoa, Chordata, Chondrichthyes, Orectolobiformes, Stegostomatidae. Gene Ontology annotation, biological process: regulation of DNA-templated transcription. The record is from RefSeq and is a predicted model, not a curated record. The coding region runs from base 113 to 2254 and encodes 713 amino acids.